Balaenoptera musculus (blue whale) is the source of this 222-nucleotide messenger RNA. It is a transcript of the gene CT83, whose product is annotated as cancer/testis antigen 83. The record is from RefSeq and is a predicted model, not a curated record. NCBI's taxonomy places the organism in Eukaryota, Metazoa, Chordata, Mammalia, Artiodactyla, Balaenopteridae. The coding region runs from base 1 to 222 and encodes 73 amino acids. The transcript has 2 exons.
AUGCCCAAGAAAUGUAAGCCAAGGAGAAACACUGGUGAAAUGUCAUCAAAUUCGACUUCUCUUGCGCUGGUAAGAUCAUCCUCUUCUACUCAGUCAACUAAGAGCAAUACUGAUAAGUGUCUUUCAGUCAACAGUCAAUGGGAUAUUAAUCUCCAAAACUCGAUAGCCAUGCAGAGGAAACUAUUUGUAAACCUCAGCAUCAUGGAAUACAAUCUGGCUUAA